AUGUACGAAGGGAUUGACAACCUGAAAUCCCUUUACGACCGUGCCGGGAAGACUUUCUCCGGCGGUCCUUCUGCGGCACAGGAUGUGCCGCGUCGUACUGCUCAACCAGACCCAGUACGUCGAUCAUCAGUUGGGAGCGGGGCUCCCAAGAAUCCCAGGACGGGGGAUAGCCGCGCCACCGGACGAGAUAACUCGUCCGACGUCCGUUCACGUCGCGGUGGUUCAACAGCUGCUCAACUAGAUAGCACUGGCCACCGCGAGAGUCCUCUAAUGGAGGUGGAGGAGGAGGAAAGACGCUCUCCACACGAUCAUGUGGAUCGGUGUGUUCCCGAGAGCUUCUUUGAUCGCGUAACGCAAGGGUUACGCGACGAUCUCGAACAUGAGCGGAAUAGGCGUCUCCAAAUGGCGGACAAUGCCUCGAAGCAUCGAGCUGAGUUUGCCUUUGCUCAGCUCGAGAACGAGAGAUCUCUGACAUCUCUUCGUGACGAGCUAAGGGUAGCUCGUGGGAUUGUUGAUCGGUCUCGGGCUGAGAUAACUGCUCUUCAGACCCUUGUUGAUGCCCACCAUCGGGAGCACAAGGCUCUCUGCGAGAUGCUUGAGCGCAAGGGCGUUCUUCAUCGGAAGAAGCAGCGUACUGAUGGUACGGCUUAA
Peronospora matthiolae is the source of this 651-nucleotide messenger RNA. The record is from the annotation of a GenBank genome assembly. NCBI's taxonomy places the organism in Eukaryota, Oomycota, Peronosporomycetes, Peronosporales, Peronosporaceae.